Brachypodium distachyon (stiff brome) is the source of this 1808-nucleotide messenger RNA. RefSeq names its product cytochrome P450 76M5. NCBI's taxonomy places the organism in Eukaryota, Viridiplantae, Streptophyta, Magnoliopsida, Poales, Poaceae. Gene Ontology annotation, molecular function: heme binding; monooxygenase activity; oxidoreductase activity, acting on paired donors, with incorporation or reduction of molecular oxygen. The transcript has 2 exons. The record is from RefSeq and is a predicted model, not a curated record. The coding region runs from base 147 to 1682 and encodes 511 amino acids.
AUUAAGCUGAGAUCUUUAGGUUUUGCCUAGUUUUAUGUGUCCAAAUAAAAUGCUUGCGCCACUAUAUAAGAGACCGUACCGCUCAAUUGAUUCAACAACAGUGCGCCAUAGCACAUCGAAGUUCCUAACUCGCUAAAAAAUCGAAGAUGGAAGCUUCCACAACACUAUGGCUCCUCUACAUCUUAGCUGCCUCUUGCGUCCUAUACAAAGUCUUCGUCUCCAGCAAGAACAGCCCGAAGACAUGCUCCAGCAAUGCACGGGCACGGCGGCCGCCGGGCCCAGCGCCGAUCCCUCUCCUCGGCAACAUCUUCCACCUGCAAGGCGAGGAGCCGCACCACGCCCUGGCGAGGCUCGCGGGGGUGUACGGCCCCGUCAUGUCCCUGAAGCUCGGCACGGCGGCCGCCAUCGUGGCCUCCUCCGCGGCGGGCGCCCGUGACGUCCUGCAGAAGCACGACCACCUGCUCGCGGCGCGCUCCAUAACAGACGCCGGGCGCGCGCUCGGCAACCACGAGCGCUCCAUCAUCUGGCUUCCCUGCACCAGCCCGCUGUGGAAGCGGCUCCGCGCCGUGUGCGCCAGCCACCUCUUCUCGGCCCGCGGCCUCGACGCGACGCGCGCCGUGAGGGAGCGCAAGGUGCGGGAGCUGGUGCGCUGCCUCGGCCGCGUAGCGCACGCGGGGGAGGCCGUGGACGUCGGCCGCGUCGUGUUCUCGGGCGUCCUCAACCUCGUGUCCAACGUGCUCUUCUCAGAGGACGUGGCCGACGUGAGCUCCGACCGGGCGCAGGAGCUGGAGACGCUUAUUAAAGGCAUGGUCGAGGAGGUCACCAAGCCCAACUUGUCGGACCUCUUCCCCGUGCUCUCCGCGCUGGACUUGCAGGGACGCCGGCGGCGGACCGCGGGGCGCCUGAGACGGUUUAGCGACUUCUUCGACCGGAUCAUCGGUCGCCGCAUGGAAACCGGCCGAGGUGGAAGGAAAGAUGACUUUUUGGACGUGCUGCUCCAGCUUCACUCCGAGGAUCAGCUCAGCCUUCAGACGAUCAAUUCAUUUCUUUCGGAUCUCUUCGUGUCGGGGGCAGAGACGAACUCGAUCACGGUGGAGUGGACGAUGGCCGAGCUACUCCGGCAACCGGCCGUGAUGUCAAAAGUCCGUGCCGAACUGCGGGAAGCUCUAGGCUCGAAGCAGCACCCGGACGAGUCCGACAUCGGCAGCCUGCCGUACCUCCGUGCCGUGGUGAUGGAGACCAUGCGGCUGCAUCCGGCGAGCCCGCUCCUGAUGCCGCACGAAGCCAUGGCCAACGGCGCGGAGGUCGGCGGCUUCGCGGUGCCCAAGGGCACCAAGGUGAUCGUCAACCUGUGGGCUAUCAUGCGUGACCCAGCGUCGUGGCCGCGGCCCGACGAGUUCGUCCCGGAGAGGUUUCUGGGCGCGGCCGCGACGGACGUGGAUUUCCGGAGCAAAGAUCACCGGUUGGGGUUCAUGCCGUUCGGGGCCGGCAGGAGGGCAUGCCCCGGGACGCCCAUGGCCACAAGGGUGGUGACGCUGAUCCUCGCGUCCCUGCUCCACGCCUUCGAGUGGAGGCUGCCCAAGGGGAUGCAGCCAUCCGACGUGGAUGUCAGGGACCGGUUUGGCACGUCGCUUAAAAUGGUCACGCCGCUCAAGGCCGUGCCGGUGCCGGUGUUCCGGUGAUACACCGUGUGCAUAGGGUGUUCUUUGACCGUGAUGUAAGCAACGGCACAUGGUUAGUGCGGUUAUGUAAUUUAUAUGUAAUUCUUCGAUUUAAAAGCCAUUUUCUGGGGUUUAUGUAGUGAUAAA